AUGUCGUUCUUUCAGCAGGCGUUGAGUCGUACGAAGGAGCAGGGAUACCAUCACUGUCCUCCGGUACAAAACAAAGUGGCCCUCUUCUAUAACGAGGCCGGCAAUCAAUUGCCCAAGUUACAUUAUGGACCACAGGCUAUUUUAUUUUUUAUCAAGAGGUUCAAGUUUUUCUUUUUUCUUUGAUUUGUGAUAGAUUAGAUAGAACUUGAGGUGGGUAUUUUUUAGUGGUCUCCGUUUCAGUAGGUGUUGUGAGACUACGUGUGACCUAUGCUAUACCAUGGAUUUGGAGGAAGCCCGUUGUUCUAUAAGUAUUAUAGUUGAAUAUUGAGACUACCAUUCUACUGGCAAGGCUAAGACAAAUCUCAAGGAAAAGUUAACUACUCGCGAUGAAUCUAGUCCUACUGCUCCACAUCAUUAUAGUUGAACUAGUUUCUGGGAGAUGGAAAAAUACGAAAGCCAUCUCCUCUCCUCUGUUCCUCCUCCUUCAUGAGAGAGGCGCAAGCAACCUUGGCGCUGCAGACAAGAAAGAAAAGGCAAUCUUGGAACAAUUCAAAAAAUGGUUAAGGCUUUUUACUACCGUAGAAAUUCACCUCAAGUAGGAUAGAGGCAUUUUUCACCCAUUCAUUGAUUUGUACAUAAUAGAGGAAAUGAUAGAAACCCUCUUUACUAGGUGAAUAACGUUCGGACAUUGAUGUUAAGAAUGCGCAUGCAGUUUAAGCCAACGAAUCACCUUGCAUGACUGCGAGGUAGAGGAAUUCUAUCCUAUCUUCGACCCCUACUUUAUUUAGAAAAACUAAAACUAGCUACUGGCUGCUACACGUCAAAGAUUAUAAGAUGCUUUUCUUUCAGUUUCAAGCUGAAUGUAAUGAAGAUCGCCAGCAACGCCUUACCUCAUGCGAUGAGGAUAAUACAACGUUGAUCAUGCGUCAUAACCCACUUCUAACUUGGUACGAAGUAGAUGGCGAAGGCAGAGAAAAUCGUCUUUACCCCAUCGGCGUUGGCCUGAAGGAGGAUUGUCCCCAAGCACUUGCUACACAAGAUGUUGUGGUAUUAUUACCUGUUUUUUCCAAUGCCAGUUCCACCACUUGGCUGCGAAUAAAUAAUCUUUACGAGAUUGAAUCAUGCCUCUCACUAGGUUAAAAUGGUGGACUCGUACCCGUAUCUUCUUGGCACUUAGGUCACGAUUACAACCAGUUUUGACAAGCUAAUUGGUCGAUGAUGUUGGUGUUGCUUGAAAAUUACCUCUAGCGUGUAGCCCUUCCAACAACAUAUAAUGAAUGAAGAGUCCCAUUAACAGCCCAAAGGCGUAAUGGUGGCCUGGGUGGAGCACAUGAACAACCCAAAGAAUCCACCACUCCACACCAGCCUGCCACUAACGAUUUCGUGAAGAAGCUGUGUACUAUGCAGGACAAUUUUUGCAAGUUGGAAUCGAAAGAUCAGGCUGAAUACUACAAACUUCUUCUCGGCAACGAGCGUCUUCGUGGUCAAAAUUAUGGCAAAGGGUAACUGAGUAUGAUCAGAUGAAAAACACAGUGUAGUUGUAGAGUGGAAGAGCUGUAGGCCUACUUACCUUUACCUUUACCAGGAGGUCACGAAACAACUGUUCAUUCUUCCAAAUACCGGAAGAAGAGUUCUUGUUGCUGAAGAUGUAGUAGACUUGUCGUUGUCCUCUUCAUCGUUUCUUAGCCUUCAUCGUUUCUUAGUCAUAGCUCUUCUCAUAGUAGUGGCAGACCGCAGGUCACGAACGAACUAUUCAUUCUUCUAACUCGUGGAAGAGUUGUUGCUGAAGAUUUGGAAGUAGACUUGUCUUCAUCAACAUUAUUUCUUAGAAGUUUUCAUUAUUUCUUAGAAGUUUUCAUUUAUUCUUAGAAGUUUUCAUUUUUUCUUAGUCACAUUCUAACGCUCGUUUCAAGACACGUUGAAACGCUAUGGCACUUGGAAAGAGGAACUCUUUAUGGAUUACGCCAAAUUCCUCAAGUGGCAAGAGGAGACGGCGGAUGAACCGAAGAAGGAAAAGGAUGCUGAAGUUAAGGCUAUUUGCUUAGACUGACAGUGUUGCUGUUUCCUGCUGCAAAUUGCUAUUCAUUUCUGAUCAUAAUUGUUCUCCUAAUUUUGAUUUUCUUUUUGAAGCCGGUUCAUUCUCCGUCGGCUGAGGCUACUUACUUCCUUCAACCACUGUGGUCUAUUGACGCGGCUUUCAGAAACCUGAUAGAUUCUGUUUACAGUUGAUUUUCUUUGAGAAGCAUCAAUGUAUCUUGGGGUGGGCUUCUUGUUCUAAUAAAGCCAAGGAAGCCAAAGAAGGUGAAGGAGAGGAACAAGGCGAGGCCGAAGGUGGAGAGUUAAGACUCCUCUAAUUAGAAUAGCACUUAUACCCCAUGACUGGGACUGGGUACACGACUACUCCUACUACCACUACUAAUCCUACUCGUACUACUCGCUGCGGUAUUUUUUACAACGACUUCUGAGGGAUAAUCGGGUAUAAAAAUCCUUUACUUUCUAGUCGAUCUUAUUGAUUGAUAGUAGUUUCCUCAGGUAUCUUACUGAUGGGUAGAUGUUGUAGAGUUCGUUGCAUGAGUUUUUGCACUGUUCUUUCUGCUUCAGAGCUCAUGUACUUAGUCGAAGUUCAUAGACCAUAACCAUUUCGUUUUUCGAAGCCUUUUUCUAAUAAAAGGCGAUGACUCAAGCGAGGACGAGGGUGCGGGUGGAUGUUGUUGCGGAUGCUGUUGCUGCUGCAUCAUCAUUCUCAUUGUCCUUCUGCUUGUUAUGGCCUGAAGAUCUACUUCUUGCAAGGAUUCUUGACUACCCAAAACCUCUGUCUGUCUCAGUCUACUGCAUCACGUCAUUUGAAACUAGGCAGCUUGUUGUUUCAAAUGCAUCAACUACUUUCCUCGCACUUCAAUUACUUGUACGUAAAUUUCUCGUUCUCCUACUCCUCAAGAAGACCUUCCAAAACUUUUCUGUCUCGAUCUCAGUCUGCUUCCUCCCUCUAAGGCAACAGUCGGAGGAUUUUUUGGUUACUGGGCCAUGCGAGAGGUGCCGCCGCCAGAGGCUGGACAACCGCCGCCGUCUACUAUGGAUACCAUUGCCGCAGCAGCUGUUGGCCUCUUCACUUGCAGUGACUUCAUGGGUGAUUAUGGAAUGUUCUAAGUUGAUUUAGACUUCUUCAUCUUCCCCAAGGAGAAAUUGCGAUACUUCAGCCUCCCCAAGUAGAACUUGGAAUUGACGAUCUAUUUUUCCCCCAAUGAAUGUUUGACUCUACUUGAACAAGUAGCAAGUAAAACAACCUGAGCAACUACAUCGCAAUUCAAAUUUAUUCACCAUCGUCCCAUUGUUCCCAUCUUUCCAACUACAAUUUCAACAUUCCAAAAUGCGCUCGUUUCUUCCCAUCAUCUUUCUUCCAUACCCACGGCUACAUCCCAACAUUUCCUUUUUCCCAUCUUCAUUCGUAACCUGAAGACCAUGUUGCGGACAAGGAAGCCGCUUUGGGUUCUGCGGUGGUUGAGAAGAAUGGCGUCUUGGUUGAUCAACAAGGUUAUCCUGUCUCUGAUCCCGCUUACGGUGGCAUGAGGUCUAUGCAAUCUGGUUUGGAGUCGACCUACAUUCGCGGUGAGGAAAUGGACUCAACCUAUAUCGAACCGACUGGGGGGAAAAAUUACGAACGGACACUUAAUCUGUUCCUGAUAAUUACUUCAACAACGGACACUUCAUUUUUUAGUUGUGAUAUCUAAGUAGUAAGGCAAAGUUUUGCUGUAGAACUUGAACUUGAUGGGGUAAUUCCGUGAUUCCGUCUAUUUAUCCCUUUCUCAAUCUUCCUCUCUCUCUCUCUCUCUCCAUCUCUCUCUCUCUCUCUCUCUCUCUCCAUCUCUCUCUCUCUCUCAAUCUCCCUCUCUCAAUUUCUCUCUCUCAAUCUCCCUCUCUCAAUCUUCCCCGAAUCAUUCUGGUUCCCGAGAUUGUACCUCGUCCUGACUCUCUCCCCCCAGGUCUCUCUCUCCCCCCAAGAACAUGAUGUAACUCUCUCCCGCUCUAACGGAAGUCGUCGAAAAAGACGGUGAAGACGGAGAGCCUGACGCCUCGUGGUAGCCGCGUCACGGAAACCGCAAGGGCGACGAGAACAACCGAUGCAGAAGGCUUCGCGAAGAAAGACUCAAAGAGAGAAUCCUCCAAAAAGGACAAGCCCUCUCUAUGGUCUGUCAAUUAAGAUCUGAAAAAUUGGAGUCUCCUGCUGUGUUGAGUUUGAGAUGUUGACUUGUUCUUUGGUAGUACGUAGUGUCUGGUCGUGGUCUCCUGUGUUUAAGGGUUGAAACAUUUCAUCUUUACAAGCCUUCUCUACUUGAGACUGCUACUAAAAAAUGAAAUGUUUCAACCUUUAAUGUGUUGAUGGGUCUUGGGCCAUGACUUAAAUAUUAAGUCUACACUGUUGUGCUAAGAACGAUAGCAUAAAAAGAACUUAUUGGUACUGUCAUGUCUUUUCUAGCACUUAUUUUGCUUGUGCCAAGAAGGAACUGUAGAAGCAUACUAAGAACUCUUAUUUGUUGUACUAGUUGUAUCAUGAGUCAGUUGUCAAGAACCACGAGAGAAGCAUAAAAACUCACUUGUCUGCAAAUUGUUACCAUGAGUAAACCCUCUAAUACACGGAUCCGCCGUCGUAACUGACGGAGUCGAUGCAAAUCCAGGAUCCCCUUUGAGGGGAACAUUGAUCAGUUGAGAAGACUGGGAGGUGGUGUGAACGUAGCUAGACUGGAGGUGAGUGAGCGUCUGUCUGGAAGGUGGAGACUGACGUUUGUGGAGACGGGCAACUACUGGUGUGGACGAACGUUUGGGAAGAAUACUAAACGUGAGGUGAACGUUUGGGUUUGAGAAGAACUGAGAUAUGAGUGUAGGAGAGUUUUGUUUGAACUUGAAGUGAGGAUGAUGUUGUGACUAUGAACGCAACAAAAUCUUUCUCAUUCACUAUUAAUUCUUCGUGGAGGUUCUAAAAAUAUCGCGAUUUUCUCUUCGUCCAUGAUAUUUUUAGUUUUUAGUUUUAGUGGAUUCAACAACAAAGAGACUAUGAACUAUGACGAUACUUGUUGUUUUGCGGUACUUACUAGAAGCGGUGUGUGAAAUAUAUCAAUUUCAAACAGACUGAGGUGUUGAAUCAUUCGCUUUGUACUGCUGAAUUAUGUUAUCGUAUUUCGUCAAGAUCGACUAAUAAAAAGAACUAACGAAGUAAGCACUAAGUACCUUCUAUAAGAAUUUAUAUCCACAAUGUCAUUACAACUUAAGACCUAGAAUGCACUUUCCAAGAACAAAAUUUACAUCUAACACGACUCAUUAUAAAUACCAACAGUAUGUCAUCCUGUCAUUAGUAUCGUACUACUUGAACUACAGCAAUAAACGCAAAUAUACAUCUAAACUUCAUUAACAAUUUAUUCAACAUCGCAACGGCAACAACGAACAGCAAUAGCAAUCUUCUGAACAAUUGACUUACAUUUCCUAUCACAAAAUCUGACAUUUGAACUACUCUCUCAAGCACAUCUUCAAAAUGAACAGUUACCAGAGUUCAACGCAAUAAAAGUUAUCUAUUUAGUACAACAACUCGAAAUCCAUGAAAUGCUAGAAGAUCCUUACCUGAAAAUGAUUUGUACUCAGACCCUGAACCUACGACAUCGUACAGCGUGCCUAGUAGACGAAACUAACAAACUAGGUGGCACCAACGAAUUGCACCAGAAGCCGCUAGUAGCACUCUUGCACUGCCAUUCAUUCACAAGAACGAGUGCAACAAUACUAGGUACUAAGUAGUACACUCCAUCAACUGCCCAAGAACUAAGGACAAUCUUCAAAAAUGUUCCUUGUUACAAUAAACACACGUCACUACAUGAAAUAAAGUUAACUUGUAAGAAAAUAGAGACAUCAACAUAAAUGAAUUUCCGUUACAGGAGGUGGAGUAAAGAACUGACAAACAGAGAUGGUCGAAAUUGCAUAGUACCGUCAUCAACGUAUGUUCCCUUGCACAGAAAACUCUGAUUACGCCCAUACCGUUACUUAUCGACGUAGUUAUCAUUUCAAUAUGUUCUUGCAUUUGCAUAUCACAUCAAUCAAAACGACACAUCCCCACUGCCAGUAUGUCAUGCACCGUAGUACUACAAAAUGAUCAUUUAACAUUUGUGAAGUAGAUGAAGAUUUCCCAACGACGAAACCCCUUACAAGCAUAAGGCAGCAUAAAAUUCGUAACUCAAGGUUUGUACAACAUGAGCCGCUCAUCCUCUGACGUAACAAAAGAACCCCAAUAUGAUGAUCCUAUUGAACCCGAAACCAAUGAAUUAAACUCGUCACAACUCCGUUAAGAAACCUCAGGAUACAAAAAUUUGCUACAACAAAAGCACAAUUAUAUCCCUCAGCCCUUUUCUUGACAUGAUCAUCGAUCAAACACACCAGACCUGAUAAUCUUCAUCAAAGACCCCAUCAAAAGACCCCCUCACAGUCACAAGAACCCGGAGAUAACAUUUGUACAUAAAACUAAGCACUACAGAUUCUG
This is a messenger RNA of Amoebophrya sp. A25, 6517 nucleotides long. The record is from the annotation of a GenBank genome assembly. NCBI's taxonomy places the organism in Eukaryota, Dinophyceae, Syndiniales, Amoebophryaceae.